Lodderomyces theae is the source of this 1683-nucleotide messenger RNA. RefSeq lists its product as uncharacterized. The transcript has a single exon. Gene Ontology annotation, biological process: regulation of DNA damage checkpoint. Gene Ontology annotation, molecular function: protein binding; DNA binding. The record is from RefSeq and is a predicted model, not a curated record. Gene Ontology annotation, cellular component: nucleus. The coding region runs from base 1 to 1683 and encodes 560 amino acids. Lineage: Eukaryota; Fungi; Ascomycota; Pichiomycetes; Serinales; Debaryomycetaceae.
AUGGCACUUUCGACUUUGGAGAAGAAAAGGCAGGAAAAUAUCAGAAGGAAUAAAGAGCUAUUGUCGAAAUUAGACCUCGAUGCUAUUUCCAGCGGUAUUUCUCGUGACAUUGAAAAGUCAAAUUCUCCUCAACCUAUCAGAAAGAGAAAAGUUGUAAAGCCAAAAGCCGAAGCAAAGAGAAAAGAGGUUGAGCCAUCAAGAAGGUCACGGCGCCUUGCUGGUAUCCAAUCAGAACUAGAGAACCCCGAGGAGGCAGCAAGGGUACGAGAGGAAGAGGAAGAAAAGGAACGCCGAAAGAGAGAAUAUGAAGCAUUGAAGAGAACCAAACUUUUUGGAGAUUUCCAUUUGAUCGAUUUGAUUACCGAUCGUAAAAGUGGCGACAUGUUGUUUGAAGAUAAAGUGAGGAGUAAUAAGCACCAAGAUGAAGAGAAAAAGGUUGACAAGGAUGUGCUCACGCAAGAAAAUGGAACAUUGCAAUUGCUCCAAUCACUUGGAGGCAAGUUCUCUGCUGGUGACUUUUACGAGCAGAUCAAGCAAACCGGCGUGAAUGAAGACGCUUCGAUUGCGUCCAAAAGAAAAGAGUUCGAUUCGAAACGUAUUUUCCAGAGAUUUGAUCCCUUGGAUGUCAAGUUGGCUCAUUAUAGAAUUACUGCCAUGAUGUUUCACCCUGCCACCACGGAUCGUGUAAUUGCCGCUGGUGACACCAACGGUAACUUGGGAAUUUGGGCGCCAGACGCUUCAGGUUCAGAAGAUCCUACAACUACAAUUAUACGCCCACAUGGAAAGAAUGUUUCCAAAGUAUUAACCCCUGCAAACGAGUUGCAUAAAUUGUACUCGGCGUCCUACGAUGGCAGCGUUAGGUCACUUGAUUUGAACAAAUUGUCAACGUCAGAAGCCAUUUAUUUGAGUGAUGAAGGCUCCUCUUUGGGCGUCAGCGACCUCAACCUAACGCGCAAUGACCCCAGUUUAAUGUUCAUGACCACACUUGAUGGUUUAUUCUGCAAACACGAUAUCCGAACGAAACCAAAAGGUAGUAUCGAGUACCUUCGAUUGCAUGAUAAGAAAAUUGGUGGUUUCGCUAUUAAUCCAAACAAUUCCUACCAAAUCGCUACAGCUUCGUUGGAUAGAACACUCCGAAUCUGGGAUUUGAGAAAGAUUGGACAGCUGGUGUAUUCUGAAUUUGACGACUGGAAAAGUCCUCACAUGUACGGCAACUACAACUCUCGCUUAUCUGUGUCCUGUAUUGAUUGGAACGUUGACAACCAUUUGGUGUGUAAUGGUUACGAUGAUCAGAUAUGCAUAUUUAACUACAACGAAGAUCCUAAAAUCACCAGCUGGAAGUCCGACUACAUGCCCGAUUACAAGGCUAUCAAAAGGGAAAACUCCGAAGAGAUCACUUUACCAAACAAUCUCCAUCCUGUAAACAAAAUCAGACACAACUGCCAAACAGGACGUUGGGUCUCAAUAUUGAAAUCCAGAUGGCAAGAAAAUCCACAAGAUGGCAUGCAAAAGUUUAUAAUUGCAAACAUGAAUCGUGGCAUGGACGUUUACGACCAAAAGGGAAAUAUAUUGGCCCAUUUGAACGACCAAAUUGGUGCUGUUCCCGCCGUUUGCACCUUACAUCCUACGCAAAACUGGGCCGUUGGAGGAAGUGCCAGUGGAAAAAUCUACUUGAUAGAGUAA